Messenger RNA from Diaporthe amygdali, 3819 nucleotides. RefSeq lists its product as uncharacterized. Gene Ontology annotation, cellular component: membrane. Lineage: Eukaryota; Fungi; Ascomycota; Sordariomycetes; Diaporthales; Diaporthaceae. Gene Ontology annotation, molecular function: lipid carrier activity. The transcript has 2 exons. Bases 1 to 3819 code for a protein of 1272 amino acids. The record is from RefSeq and is a predicted model, not a curated record.
AUGGCCAAAAUCGCCGCCCUGGCUUUGCUUGCCGGCCUGGGCCUGGCAAACGAGUUGUACACUCCGAAACACGAGGCAGGACGCUGCGCCAUCCGGGACCACUGUGGAAAGAAGAGUUUCUUCGGCAAACAGCUUCCAUGUGUCGACAACGGUCUCGCCGAGGAUCCCGACGAGGACCUGAGGAAGCAGCUGGUAGAUUUGUGUGGCCCCAAAUGGAGUGAUGGCCCAGUCUGCUGCACCACAGAACAGGUUACCUCUCUCAAAGACGAACUUUCCACAGCGAAUACCAUCGUAUCGUCAUGCCCGGCCUGCAAGGACAACUUCUACAACCUCUUCUGUACCUUCACAUGCUCUCCCGACCAGUCGCUCUUCAUAAAUGUCACAGACACCAUGUCCAAAAACGACAAGACCCUCGUCACAGAACUUGACCAGCUCAUAUCCGCCGACUAUGGUACAGGAUUCUACGACAGCUGCAAGGAUGUCAAAUUCGGUCCCAGCAACAGCGAAGCCAUGAAACUUAUUGGUGGUGGUGCGAAGAAUUAUACGCAACUCCUCAAGUACCUGGGCGACGAGAAGCUGGUCGGCUCGCCGUUUCAGAUCAACUUUCCAACAUCGUACAAAGAGCCGAAGAUGGAUCCUCUACCGAUGAUCCCCAAGAAGUGCAACGACCAAGAUCCCAAUUUCCGCUGCGCAUGCGUUGACUGCCCGAAAGUGUGCCCCGAAUUACCCCAGGUCGAAGAGGCCGGCUUUUGCAAGGUUGGCGUGCUGCCAUGUCUCUCAUUCGCCUCCAUAUUUGUCUAUAGCAUCCUAUUAUUGACACUUGUCGUGGCUAUCGUUGGCCAUGUGUGGUACCGUAAGCGGGCUGCGCGUCUUCAGGAGGAGAGAACCCUGCUCCAGGGCGGAAUCGACGCCAGCGAUGACGAAGACGACGAGGGCCGACUUGUGCAGAACGGCGCCAUGCUCGAUCGACCUACUAGGCCUUACCGGCUUAACACUUGGUGCGAUACCGCGUUCUUCAAGCUUGGCCACUGGGCAGCACGUUUCCCAGCUAUUACGAUAUUCAGCUCUCUCAUUGUUAUCAUUGUCCUCAGUGCUGGCUGGGUCCGAUUCGAGAUUGAAAAAGACCCCGCCAGGUUAUGGGUCGCCCCGACAUCUGCUGCCGCUCAGGAGAAGGAAUUCUUUGACUCUCAUUUCGGCCCAUUCUACCGAGCAGAGAAAGUAUUCCUUGUCAACGACACACGCAGCUCGGGACCAGGACCGGUCCUUAGUUAUGAGACUUUGCUCUGGUGGAUCGAGGUCGAGAAGAGCAUCUCGCAGCUUGAGAGUGAGACCUAUAGAAUGAGGCUCAAUGAUGUGUGCUUCAAGCCAACUGGGUCUGCUUGUGUUGUCCAGUCGGUUGCAGCAUAUUUCGACAAUGAGCCGGCCCUCAUAGACGAGGAUGGCUGGAAAGACAAGUUACGUCAAUGUGCCCAAGCACCCGCGGAAUGCCGACCGGCUUACGGUCAGCCUCUCGAACCAAACAUGAUCCUCGGUGGCUACUCCGACACCGACGACGUGGCCGACGCUCCUGCGACGACGGUGACUUGGGUUGUCAACAACUUUGCAGAAGGGACACCCGAGCUUGCUCGAGCUAUGGAUUGGGAGAAGGCUCUGAAGAACCGCCUUCUUGAGGUUCAGAAAGAGGCGGCUGCCAAGGGGCUAAGGCUCUCUUUCUCCACGGAAAUCAGCUUGGAGGAAGAGCUCAACAAAACCACGAACACCGACGCCAAGAUCAUUGUGAUCAGCUACAUUAUCAUGUUCUUGUAUGCAUCCAUCGCCCUUGGCUCCACGACGCUGUCCCUCAGGGAUAUGAUCAGGAACCCGGCCGUCAGCAUCGUCGAGUCCAAGUUCUCUCUCGGUGUGGCUGGUAUUGUUAUCGUCCUCAUGUCGAUCAGUGCAUCUAUCGGUCUUUUCUCUUGGGCGAACCUGAGGGCCACGCUCAUUAUUGUCGAUGUCAUCCCAUUCAUCGUGCUCGCCGUCGGCGUCGACAAUAUUUUCCUCAUUGUCCAUGAGUUCGAACGAGUGAACAUCAGAAACCCCGAUGACGACGUUGAAUUGCGAGUUGCCAAGGCUCUGGGGCGCAUGGGUCCUUCCAUCCUUCUCUCUGCGAUUACCGAGACGGUAUCUUUCGCACUUGGUGCCUUUGUCGGCAUGCCAGCUGUUCGCAACUUCGCCGUCUAUGCAGCAGGUGCUGUGUUUAUAAAUGCCCUUUUGCAAGUCACACUCUUCAUCUCCCUACUCUCGUACAACCAGAAGCGGGUCGAGGAUUCGAGAAUGGACUGCAUCCCCUGCAUCACUAUCAAGGCGGCUAGAGUCCAUCUGAACGGCAGCAACGGCAAUUUCGGCGCACGGUUGUACGAAGCGCCUGAAGAGGGCUUCCUGCAGCGGUUCAUAAUUCGUUACUAUGCGCCCACUUUGUUGGGCAAGAAGGUGAAGGUGGCCGUUGUCGCAAUUUUCCUUGGCUUCUUCGCCGCAGGUGUGGCUCUCAUCCCUGAAGUCAAGCUGGGACUUGAUCAGAGAGUAGCAAUUCCUGAUGAUUCAUAUCUUAUCCCGUAUUUCAACGACCUCUACGAUUAUUUCGACUCUGGUCCCCCGGUCUAUUUCGUGGCCAAGGACGUCGAUGCGACCAAAAGAAAGCAUCAAAGACAGAUCUGCGCCAGGUUCACUACUUGCGACACGUUAUCGCUCACCAACGUCCUGGAGCAAGAGCGCAAGCGCACUGAGGUGUCAUACAUCUCAUCCCCAGCAGCGAGCUGGGUUGAUGACUUCUUCCUCUGGCUCAACCCCCAAUUCGAGGAGUGCUGUGUCGAGAAAGGAUCUGCCUGCUUUGAAAACAGAGAUCCGGCCUGGAACAUUACACUAUCAGGAAUGCCGGAAGGAGAUGAGUUCCUUCACUACCUUCAAAAAUUCCUCUCCUCGCCAACCACUGAGGAUUGUCCGCUUGGUGGCCAAGCAUCCUAUGGAUCAGCCGUUGUCAUCGACGAGGAUAAAGAGACCAUCCCGGCCAGCCACUUCCGAACGAUGCACUCCCCUCUGCGCAGUCAAGAUGACUUCAUCAAUGCCUACACCUCCGCCAGGCGAAUUGCCCGCGACGUUAGCCGUUCGACAGGCGCAGAAGUGUUCCCAUAUAGCGUCUUUUACAUAUUUUUUGACCAGUACGUUACGAUCGUCGGCCUCACGGCGGGUCUCCUCUGUGCUGCAAUCGGUAUCAUCUUCGUCAUCUCCUCCGUCCUCCUGGGCUCAGCGCUCACUGGUGCGGCGGUCGCUAUCUCGGUAGUCAUGACUAUUGUGGACAUAAUUGGCGCGAUGGCUGUGUUUGACGUCAGUCUCAACGCUGUCUCGCUGGUCAACCUGAUCAUCUGUGUUGGUAUUGCGGUUGAGUUCUGCGCCCACAUUGCGAGGGCAUUCAUGUUCCCUUCGCGCACCUUUAUGGAGCGCGCUAAGAAUCGCUUCCGAGGGCGUGAUGCGCGUGCGUGGACUGCGCUCGUCAAUGUCGGUGGCUCCGUAUUCUCCGGCAUCACGGUCACGAAGAUCCUGGGCGUGUCCGUGCUGGCUUUCACGCGUAGCAAGAUCUUCGAGAUCUACUACUUCCGUAUCUGGGUCGCACUUGUAGUCUUCGCAGCUACGCAUGCUCUGAUCUUCCUGCCUGUUGUUCUCAGCUUCAUGGGAGGCGAGGGCUACCUCGACCCCGAGAGCGAAGGCGGGCUCGAGGAAGAUCUGGCCAGCCGACGAUUCCGAGCCCUCGUGGACCAGGACGAUAGCGACUCGGAGGAGGACUAG